ACAAUGUUGGCAAUAUUGGUACGGUAGGAAAUAUUAUAAUCCAUAGGUUUGGUGGUCAAGUUUGCAAUUUGGACUGAAUAAUAGUAUAAUAGUGAUCAAUUGGUAAUGGCUGGCUGGAUUUUUCAGCUUUUCAUUUUGCCCCACCUUCUCCUUUCAUCUCACAAUCAUAACUUGAGUUGAGCACGUUCCCGAGACAUCUCAAAUUUCCUCUGCUGAGAAUUUCACAAGUACCAGGUGGUUUAUUCAACCAAUAGUGGAUCUUCAAUUUAUUGGUUUCAGUGUUCUUGUAUGUGUGUGUCUGUUUUCAUUUUGAUGAAUUCAUGUUUAUGAGCCACAAGUGCAAAUGGGAAUGAAAUGAAGAAUGGGGUUUAGAGUUAGUCAAGACAAGUGGUGUGGUGUCCUAUGUUAUGACUGCACACAUGUGAAGUGAAGUAGAGACUAUUCAGUCCAUAGCAGCUGUUUCUAGUGUGUGUGUCAUUGCAUUCCUCAUCCUUUUCCUCUUUUUUCACGCCUUAAUUUCUCUCUCUUUGUCCCUCUUCCUCUCUGGAAUUUGGAGCAUCAGCCAGCACUCUAUGGAUUCUCUGAUUGGUAAUUGGCCAUCCUACGAUCCUCACAACUUCAGUCAGCUUCGACCUUCCGAUCCUUCUAGUUCUUCUAAAAUGAUGCCGGCCACUUACCAUCCUACUCACAACAGGACUCUUCCAGCACCUGAUCAAGUUCCAACAGUGAUAAGUACUGAAGCCAAAAAUAUCCUCAUGAGACAUAUUUAUCAGCAUGCUGAGCAGAAGUUGAAUCCAAAAAGAGCUGCAUCUGAUAACCUUCUUUUACCAGAGCAUGGAUGCAAGCAACCUAGGGUUUCCAGCUGACACUUGCCCGUUUCCAUUGACCUUUGUGAUCGUGAGCAAGUUUCCAAAAGAUCAGAACUUACAAGAGUGAACUUACAAGAGUUUGGUGCUUGUUUGGAACUCUGAACUAUUUUGGCAGCUAUAUAGACUUGGGAGCGUGUGAAAAUAAACCCUGUUAAUGCCCAUCAAAGUUUACCAUGAAUGAAAUAAUGAUAUGCUUUUGUUGUUUAUUUUUGUGUCAUGCUUGUUGUACUCUACCCACAACUGAUUGUCCACAAUAGUUGGGAAGAGAUAAGUGCUUGAUUGAGGAUUUUCAAAAUCUAUCUAUCUUUUGGACUCAGGAGCAUAUUCUGGGGCCAUAAUGUUCUCCAUCUAACUACAAUUAUUUA
Messenger RNA from Glycine soja, 1234 nucleotides. RefSeq lists its product as uncharacterized. The coding region runs from base 573 to 866 and encodes 97 amino acids. The record is from RefSeq and is a predicted model, not a curated record. The transcript is spliced from 6 exons. Gene Ontology annotation, biological process: positive regulation of proteasomal ubiquitin-dependent protein catabolic process. NCBI's taxonomy places the organism in Eukaryota, Viridiplantae, Streptophyta, Magnoliopsida, Fabales, Fabaceae. Gene Ontology annotation, cellular component: Cul4-RING E3 ubiquitin ligase complex.